GCACGGUGCGUCUUGAGCCGACAGCCGGCUCCCGCCCACCACCGGUUUAUAUGGGAAACCUGUCAGCGCGGUCGAGUAGCGCAUUCGGUGGGGAUCGGGCCAGAGACCAUGUUGUCGUGCCUGAGACCGCCGCGGCGGUACCGCGACCCGCUGGUACUCGCUCUGCCCGUCCUGAUACUGUUGCCGCUGGCCCUCGCCCUCAGGAUGCAGGAAGCCUACUGUGGAUUCAUUGUGCUCCUGAUGGCUGUGUACUGGUGCACUGAGGUCAUCCCGCUGGCCGUUACCGCUAUCCUCCCCAUCGUACUCUUCCCGCUGUUCGGAAUCAUGACAUCUAAAGCAGUGUGUAUGCAGUACAUGAAGGACACCAACGUACUCUUCUUUGGUGGGUUAAUGGUGGCCGUGGCCAUCGAGACUUGGAACCUCCACAAGCGAAUCGCACUGAGGGUGCUCCUCAUCGUUGGAGUUAGACCAGCUCUGCUGAUGAUGGGCUUCAUGGGCACAACUGCCUUUCUCUCCAUGUGGAUCAGUAACACGGCGACCACCGCUAUGAUGGUGCCCAUCGCCCAGGCCGUGCUGGACCAACUCAGUACCGUGGGCACGGAGCCAGGGAGUGAGCGGACCGCCAGCGACGUGGAGCUGCAGGAAAGGGGCGCCGGCUCUGAGGUGCACGGGGCAGCUUUGAUCUCUCUCAUUGUACAGAGCCAGGACCCAGAGCCCGGGCUGGAGAAGAGCCUGCCCACAUCCCCCACCUCCAAGGACCAGAGUGAGGGGCUGCAGCUACACAAGAUGCUCUCCCUGUCUGUCUGCUACGCGGCCAGUAUCGGGGGUACGGCUACUCUCACCGGGACCGGCCCCAACCUUGUUUUCAAGGGCCAGUUUAGCCAGAUCUUCCCCGAGAGCAGAGACGUGAUCAACUUUGCGUCCUGGUUUGGAUUUUCCUUCCCGAACAUGCUGCUGAUGCUGGUCUGCUGCUGGGUCUGGCUACACGUGUUGUUCCUGGGUGUGAAUUUUAGGAGGCUGUGGGGGUACAGGACUGAGCUGUCUCCCAGAGAAAAGGCAGCCUACGGGGUGAUCCAGGCAGAGUACCAGAAGCUGGGCCUCAUGUCCUUCGCGGAGAAACAGGUCCUGGGCCUCUUCGCCCUGCUGGUGCUGUUGUGGUUCAGCAGGGACCCCGGUUUUGUGCCCGGCUGGGGCACCCUCCUCUUCAACAGGGAUGGCAAGGAAUUUGUUACUGAUGCCACUGUGGUGAUCUUCAUCACGAUCCUGAUGUUUAUCGCACCUUCACAGAGACCACAGCUCAAGCCCUGGGUGCAGGGCAGGCGGAGUGCAGAAGAGGACAUGACAGGCAGGCAGCGGUCGGAGUCCCCCGGCACCCGGCUCCUGGAGUGGAAACUGGUGCAGAAGAAGGUGCCCUGGAAUGUGAUCCUCUUGUUAGGAGGAGGCUUUGCCUUGGCCAGGGGCUGUGAGGAGUCGGGACUGUCCAGGUGGCUGGGAAGCCAGCUGCUGCCCCUGCAGAAUAUUCCACCAUGGGCCAUCGUCACUGUUCUCUGCCUGCUGAUCGCCACCUUCACCGAGUGCACCAGUAACGUGGCCACUGCCACUCUCUUCCUCCCCAUCCUGGCUUCCAUGGCCUCCCAGAUCAGAAUGAACCCCCUCUACGUCAUGAUUCCAGCCACCCUCAGCACCUCCUUUGCUUUCAUGCUGCCUGUGGCGACCCCGCCCAACGCCAUCGUCUUCUCGUACGGCCACCUCAGGGUCUCGGACAUGGUCAAAGCAGGGCUCGCUCUCAAUCUGAUCGGAGUGGUUUCUGUGAUUGUGGCCGUCAACACCUGGGGUCGGGCGAUGUUUGACCUCAGUACCUUCCCCGCCUGGGCAAACGUCACAGACUCAGUGUGACAGGCAGCAGAGGGGUGAAAUCCCAGCAGGAGGCUCUACCCCACAAACAGUGGAUUAAUAGGACUGCCUAAAUGGACCGGUCAAUGGAGAAAGACCCAGGAGUGGACAUCUGACCACAUGCAACGUGCUGACAAAACCUGUGCCUGUAUCCGGUCCAGAGUGACUCUGGUCUCAGUGAUUUUAUUCAGGGGUGCAGUGCUAGCCGGAGCGCAUCUGGCAGCUCUUUAAGAAAAAAACAUCCGAAAUAAACAAGCUAAUUAAUUAGGUGCCGCCCAGGGUGAUUUGAGUCUCUCAGAAACUGCACCCCUGAAGAUGUGCCAGACACGCACUGGCUAGCGCUGCACCCCUGAUUUUAUUGAAAUUAAUAAAGAGAUAGAUAUUAACUUUAUUAGUCCCACGUGCAUCAAAACACACAGCGAAUGUGUCGUUUGCAACAACAACCAACACAGUGCAAGGAUGUGCUGGGGGCAGCCCCCAGGUGUCACCAUGCCUCUGGCACCAACAUGGCAUGCCCACAACUUA
Molecule: messenger RNA, 2418 nt
Organism: Mobula hypostoma (lesser devil ray)
Lineage: Eukaryota; Metazoa; Chordata; Chondrichthyes; Myliobatiformes; Myliobatidae
Product: Na(+)/citrate cotransporter-like
Exons: 12
Coding region: 109-1896 (595 amino acids)
Biological process (GO): transmembrane transport; citrate transport
Cellular component (GO): membrane
Molecular function (GO): sodium:dicarboxylate symporter activity; citrate transmembrane transporter activity; succinate transmembrane transporter activity
Source: RefSeq, a predicted model, not a curated record